Molecule: messenger RNA, 705 nt
Organism: Helianthus annuus (common sunflower)
Lineage: Eukaryota; Viridiplantae; Streptophyta; Magnoliopsida; Asterales; Asteraceae
Exons: 2
Coding region: 1-705 (234 amino acids)
Source: RefSeq, a predicted model, not a curated record
AUGAAUAUUAUGUCUUUAAAUAGUCGAGGGGUGGGUCUUCGUGCUAAAGCAGAGUGGGUGAGGCGUCUUUGUGUUCAGCAACAACUAAGUCUCAUUAUGCUUCAAGAAACCUUGAAUUCUAAUUUGGACGGGGAGGUUUUAGAGCGGUUUUGGGGUAGGGGCGAUUUUCAGUUCGAAUGGGUGGGUUUCGUAGGCCGAUCGGGCGGGGUUCUUACUGUAUGGGAUCCGGCGGUUUUCACUUUGUUGGAAGUGAAAAAGUUUGCUAAUUGUUUGCUCGUUUCGGGUAUUAUUAAGGGGAGCGGGGUUAUGAGCCACUAUCUUAAUGUUUACGCUCCUAAGAAUCAGGUGGAAAAAAGAAAUCUGUGGUCGGAGAUUAGUAGUAUCAUUGGGGUAGGGGAUGGUUUUUGGACGGUCGCGGGGGAUUUCAAUUCGGUGAGAUUAGUAUCAGAUAGAAGGAAUUCAAAGUUUUCUUUGUCAACGGCUCAAGAGUUUAAUGGUUUUAUUGAUGACGCGAAUCUGCAUGAGUAUUCAUUGAAGGGUAGGAGAUUCACUUAUGUUGUUGGAGAUAAAAUGAGCCGUAUUGCUAAGAUAUUUGCGAACUGGAAUUUCUUCAUGGAUUGGCCUAAUGCGGAGUAUUUGGCUCUUGCUCGUGAAGAAUUAGAUCAUUGUUAUUCUCUAGCUUCAAAAUCUAACGGGACUAACUAG